This is a messenger RNA of Centruroides sculpturatus (bark scorpion), 849 nucleotides long. Its product is annotated as beta-1,3-glucosyltransferase-like. Gene Ontology annotation, molecular function: glycosyltransferase activity. The transcript is spliced from 2 exons. The record is from RefSeq and is a predicted model, not a curated record. Bases 48 to 335 code for a protein of 95 amino acids. NCBI's taxonomy places the organism in Eukaryota, Metazoa, Arthropoda, Arachnida, Scorpiones, Buthidae. Gene Ontology annotation, cellular component: membrane.
CUAUUUUAAAUUAGAAUUUACUUGAAGAUAAAUCUUUGAAUUUCAGGAUGGUAUUCAGUGUUGAAACUGUUAAACAACUUGGAACUUGUCAAUGUCCUUCCAAGGAUUCUCCGGAUGAUAUGAUUUUAGGAAUUUGUUUGAAAAAGUUUGGGAUUCCAAUAACACACUCAAAAUUAUUUCAUCAGGCUAGGCCAAUGGAUUAUGCACCAGAAUAUCAUCAUCAUCCGCCAAUAAGUUUUCACAAACACUGGAUGAUAGAUCCUGAACAAGUCUACCAAGAAUGGUUGGCCGAUAGUGAUAUUCAGAGAGAUGAUGCUGCUCAUUCUGAGCUUUAAGCUCAAAAACAUUUGUGAUUUAGAAUAAUGUGCUAAAAUGUGCAUUUAAAAUAAAUUUAAAAAAUUUUUCUAAACAAAACAAGUUUUAACAUAAGAACUAAACUUUAUUUGUUGAUAAAUGGACUACAAAUGAUUUACAUCCUAAAGCUGCAACAGUGUUCAAACACAUUGACUAAUUUAGCCAAUAUGUUUUAAAUUACAAAAAGGCCCAAUAAGUAUUUUCUUCUCACUUUUCUAUAAACACGACUAUUUUGACAUUAGUAAACUGUCAAAGAAUUAAACUUCUUAAAAUAUCUAACGUUUUAGUAUAACCUGGUUUCCUUUGUGCAAUAAAUAUAUUGCCAUAGUGUCACUAACUGACACAUUGCCUCUCAUACUUGUGUAAAAUGUUAUGUAUCUAGCUUCUAAAAUUUCUGAGAAAAUGGACCUUUUUUUUACAUUUUCAUAUAAAGUCAAACUAUUCUUGCUGAUGAACAAAUAUAAUUUUAAACUACAAAAAGAAAAAAAACAACAA